AUGUCUUCACAGUGUAAGCCGAAACUUUCUGAUCUGCGCCUUACGGAGCUCAGAACAGAACUGGAAAAUCGUGAGCUCGACGCAGCGGGGAAAAAGGCUGAUCUAGUGGUUCGUCUGAAGAUCGCACUACAGGAAGAGGGUCAUGAUCCAGAAACCUCCGUGUUUGAGGACAGGCAAACUGCUUUAAUUUCGUCAAUUUCUAAAGAGAUUUCUCAAGUUUCGACAGACAUUACAUCAGCGAACGGAUGGUCUGAAAAAGACAAAGCUGUAAAUCUGGUUAUUGCUCUUCGAGGAGAGGCUUUGGAUGUACUCCAGACCAUAGCUGUAGAGGAGACGAAUUAUUUUGAACAACUCAUGAAGAGACUAAACAUGCGUUAUGGGCACGAACAUUUGGAGUAUGUCUAUCAGGCGCGGCUUAAAAACCGACGACAAAAGAAAGAUGAAGCUCUUCAAGAAUAUGAGCUAGAUAUUGCCAGGCUAGUAUGA
Messenger RNA from Diabrotica virgifera virgifera (western corn rootworm), 486 nucleotides. RefSeq lists its product as uncharacterized. Bases 1 to 486 code for a protein of 161 amino acids. NCBI's taxonomy places the organism in Eukaryota, Metazoa, Arthropoda, Insecta, Coleoptera, Chrysomelidae. The record is from RefSeq and is a predicted model, not a curated record. The transcript is spliced from 2 exons.